AUGGCAUUUGUCAACACCAAGACUGCCAUCGAACGCCUCGGGGUCUCCAACGUUACCCUUAGAAAAUGGGACAAGCUCGAAGCGAUCCCGACCAUUAGAACCCCGGGUGGUCAGCGUGUUUACGACAUCGAAACCUUCCAAAAAACGCAAGCGCUCCGAUCAGAGGAGGCAAGGCUUUGUGCAAGAAGAAUGGCAAAAGAUAAAAAGAACGCGUCCCGCAUCGACAUCGGAUACGCGAGAGUGUCGUUCUCAAAGCAGAAAGAGGAUCUCGGGAGACAAGAACAAUUCAUCAGAGAUUCGUGCCCGGGGAUAUCGAUACUAUCUGACAUCGGAUCCGGACUCAACUUUAAAAGGAAAGGCUUCAAAAAGCUUUUACGAUGUAUCAUGCAGGGACAGAUCGAUCGCGUGCUGGUUGCCUACAAGGACAGACUGUGCAGAUUUGCUUUCGAAAUCAUCCAGUUCAUCUGUGACGAAAACAACACAGAACUCGUGGUUCUCAAUCAAAACGAAAACGGUUCUGCAGAGGCAGAACUCAUGGAGGACCUCAUGGCCGUCGUCCACGUUUUCAGUUCGAGACUCUAUGGAAAAAGAAGCACCGGCAAAAGGAAACGCUAUACAGAGGGGGGCGCUGAAGACGGCGCCCUCGUCGAGACUAUCCGGGAAAAGCUAUCGGACAUCGAACCCCAUUCCACUCGAGCGAAGAAGGUCCGGAUGUAUCCUACGAGAAAGCAAAAAAAGAUUCUCACCAAGUACAUGUCCGACGGCCGGAGAGUCUACAACGAGUGUGUUCGCAAGCUGAUUGACGGUGUCUCGACAUCUAAAAUCAGGGACAAGGCGAUAAGAGCACCGUGCAUGGACAAGACAAUGGAGAAAACUCUAAGGACUCCGGAGCAUGUGAGGCAGAAAGCAGUGGAUCAAUUUGUCGCAGCACAGAAAGGCGUCGAAACACGUGAAACCGGUUCCCUCCACUUUCGGAGCAAGUUCAAUCAGAAACAGAGGAUCGGUCUUCAAAAGAAAGACUCUCGUAUACACGGGUCUAGUGUACACCUAACCUUCAAGGAGUUCGACGAAAAUAUCCUGUUAGGAGAAGAGCUGGUAAGCGAUGAUGGCAUUCUGACGGAAAUUGUGAGAGACCGAGGUGUCUACUACGCAACUGUGACGAAGACAAGGCCCGUCACUCCCAAGUCCGACGGACUCAGGGUUGUUUCUUUGGACAUGGGGUCACGGAAGUUCGGAUCGUUUUAUUCUUCCGAUGGUUCGAUUGGCUUUAUCGGCGAAGAAGCAGGAGAGAAGCUUUCAAGGCUCAUCAAGAAGAGGGAGUAUCUCAAGAAAUUGAAGGAGUCAAAAUCGAAAUUGACCAAGGGGUGGCGUAAGGUAUCCAAAAGGAUCGCCAACCUAGUCAAUGAGAUGCACAACAAGGUCGCCCUCUACUUGGUCCGUAACUACGAUAUCAUCAUGGUCGGUAGACUUUCGAACGGUGUGAUGAAGACAAAAUCACACCGAAAUCAGAAACUCCUGCAUGCUAGUUUGAAACACUAUCAGUUCAGGCAGAGAUUGAUCAACAACGGGAAUGACCACGGGAAGAAAGUUGCGAUCGUACCUGAACAACUGACAACCAAGCUGUGUGACAGAUGUGGUUUUAUCAACUGGAAGAUGAAAGCAGAAGAGGUGUUCACCUGCCCGAAAUGUAAACACAGUUGUGACCGAGACAUUCACAGUGUUGAUCCGGGGGCUAGGCCCGUUGCUGCCAUCGGUGGUCGCAAUGACGUUGGUGGGGGUGGUGCUACCGGCGAACGAAGUGGUGGGGCUGUGGAUGCGCCAGUUUCGGGAAAGGGGGUGGCUAAAGCUACACAGAGGAAAAACAAAACCAAGCCGAAGCAAGUGUCACCAGACGAGUCCGAUGGAGUGAGAGCGGUGGUAGCUGCACUCCGGAAGGCCUUCGCGCAGGCCAAGCUCAGGAACAACGACGCCAAGGCUGCGGGCAAGCAAGAAGACGAUGUCCACAAGUACAACGGGUCCUUCAGGGCCUGCAACCUCCUGAGGUCAAGAAGGUCUUCUACGAUAGGUGCUGGGCCNAAUUCUGGUGAAAUCUGUGAUGCCAAAGUACAUUCGAGACCGCCUCGAGAGAAUGUCCAGGUACAACGGGUCCUUCAGGGCCUGCAACCUCCUGAGGUCAAGAAGGUCUUCUACGAUAGGUGCUGGGCCGCCAUCAACAUCCGCAUAUCCGGAAAGAACACGAGAAACGACUUCUCCGACCUACUCGACGAAAUCAUCGACCAAUCCGGUUUCGACACAUCUCUCUUCCCUCCCAAGGUCCCCUGUCGACUCCAAGAAACAGUCACGAGAGAAAAGGAGGUAUCUGCCAAGAACUCUAUUGUCGUGCACCUGGAGGCCAAGAUCAAGGGGUUCCUGAGGUUCAGGCUCAUGAACGAUUCCCAGUUGGCAUUCCAACACCUCCCCGCGAAGGAUCGAUCGAGAAUUAUCGUCUCUCUGUCAAACGACUGUCUGGAACGAGAGAUGAGAGGAGACCUCGAUCCUGGGUACGUACCCCACGUGCUACAAGUGAGGGACCCUCUCGCACAAGUUUACGCAACCGAACCGGACGUACCAGUGCUCAAGAUCUUGAAGAAGAAGACCCAUCUGUUCGUCGAACUGAUCAGCAUGAUCUCAAACGUUGCCGAGGAGGCGUCCGACAACAAUAGGGCCCUCCGAGAGGAAACGAAGACGAGAUCCGACGAGGAAAAAGUGAGGAAGGCCUUCUACAUGUCAGAGAGGAUCAAGCGAGGACUGGUGGAUCGACCCAAGACGUGCACGGUCCUCCCUGUCUGGAAGCUAGCCCCGUGCUUUCCGCACUACUCUUCUUCCGUGGUCGGGAGCAUUUUUCACAAGGAGGGUCACGACUUCUCGUCCGUCUCAAGGUUUAUUUCCGAGCACUUCGACCUUAGGAGGGUUAAUAGGAAAGGGUACAAGCCGUCGGGAUUUCGGUCAGACGGCUACCAGGUUCAGGUGACCUUUAUGGCCCUGGUAUCCAAAAAGCCUCACGUUCCUGGUACAACAGAUCUGGCCAAGUCUGGGUAUCAGAUUGCCAAGAAGGUGGUCUCCCUGGAAACGCAAGAAAGGGGCUUGUUCGUGCUCUCUCAGGCGAGAAAGGACAGCCGGAAGAUAGUCGCUGACCGAGUUCAUGCAAACAACCUGACCGUCGUCGAUCCAGGGUGCGCUUCAGUGGUUUCUGUGAGGUCGUGUCCCCUGGAAUUCUGCAGGUGUUGUCGGGAGCGUUCGCGAGAAAGCACGGACUGGGAAAUGAAGGGAACCGAGUACUCCGUGAAGUCUGGUAGGACCAUGCUAGAAGGGCGAGAGAAGAAGCGGAGAUCGAACGACGAGUACGGGCGGUGUUUCCCCAGAUUUUCCGCGGUCAAGAAGAAGACAGCCAGAAAGUCGUCUUUUCUCGCGUACUGUCGUGUGGCGGCUGAAACGUUCAAGGUUAUGUUCGCGGAAAAGAUGAAGAGGGCGAGGAAGAGGUCGAGGUUUCACUCAUCGAGGCUUGUACAGAAGACUGUUGACAAGCUGGCUUCGAACAUAGCUGCGUGCCCUUCCGACCGCAAGAACAUCGUUCUGUUCGGGAACGGGAGCUUCAGGGCGAUGAAAGGGCACGCCUCCGCGCCUCGAAAGAAGCUCGUGAGGGCUAUCUGUUCGAGGGUGAAUGUGGGGAUGUUGGACGAGUUCAGAACUUCCAAGAUGUGCCCCGGGGGGUGUGGUGGGGAGAUGACUGACGUUCAGGGUGGUCAGCGUGUGCGACAGUGUACAACUGUUUGCGUGGGCGUUGAAAAUCCCUGUCCUCUUUUCGAAAACGGGGUGGCAUUUAGGUGUGAUAGGGAUGCGAGUGCCACCCUCAACUUUUGUCUCGCGGGAUACUGUGGGUUGGUUNAG
Messenger RNA from Ectocarpus sp. CCAP 1310/34, 3927 nucleotides. The record is from the annotation of a GenBank genome assembly. Lineage: Eukaryota; Phaeophyceae; Ectocarpales; Ectocarpaceae.